UCCCUGCUUCUUAUGCCCGCCCCUUUUUGGAGCAUACGUAUCCUAUUGUAAUUGAACCAAGGGUCCUGAUAGAGGCGGCGAGAGAGACCCUCCACCCUCUCUUGCGUUUGACUGAUUCCACGGCUCUGACCAGCAGCGAACUCCGACAUGUUACCGCUCCGCAAGCUACUUCUGCUUCUUCUAUUGGCCUUUCCGGCCACUCUGAUCAGCAAUGGCAGAGGUCCCUUGGUUGCUGCCCAGGAUGCUACAGAAGAUGAAGAGGCAAUUGAUGAUUCUGUAGUAGAGGAGGAUGAUGAUGAGGCAGAAGUGGAAGAAGACGAAUCAACAGAUCUGGCGGAAGAAAAAGAAGAAGAAGAAGACUUAAGUUCUAGCGAGCCCAAAGCAUCAUCCAAUGCAGAUACAACUAUUCUGUUUGUGAAAGGCGAAGAUUUCCCAGCAAAUGAUAUUGUGAAGUUUCUAGUUGGCUUCACCAACAAGGGUACUGAAGAUUUUAUUAUUGAGUCUCUUGAUGCCUCUUUCCGGUACCCUCAAGACUACCAGUUCUAUAUCCAGAAUUUCACAGCUCUUACUUUAAACACUGUGGUAUCCCCUCAAAGACAAGCAACCUUUGAAUAUUCUUUUAUUCCUGCUGAGCCCAUGGGAGGACGUCCUUUUGGAUUGGUCAUCAAUCUGAACUAUAAAGAUGAGAAUGGAAAUUCGUUUCAAGAUGCUGUCUUUAAUCAGACUGUUACCAUAAUUGAGAGAGAAGAUGGUUUGGAUGGUGAAACCAUCUUCCUGUAUGUGUUCCUUGGUGGACUUGGGCUACUUACGAUAGUUGGUCUUCAUCAGCUUCUUGAAUCUAGAAAGAGGAAGAGACCAGCCCAAAAAGUGGAGAUGGGCACAUCCAACCAAAAUGAUGUAGAUAUGAGCUGGAUUCCUCCUGAGACCCUGAGCCAGAUCAACAAAGCUUCACCAAGAAGGUCUCCCCGCAAAAGAGCCCAGAAAAGAUCAGUUGGGUCUGAUGAGUAAACAGAACUUAAAUUUACUCUCCACUAAACCUGCUCUGUUGCUGUCCAUAAUGGAGUUCUCACAAUAUCCAUAUGGGGCACUGUUGAGUGGGAAGAGGUUGUACUAAAAAACAUUCGGACUAUGCAGUUCAGACUGCAAGAUGAGAUGAAAGGUUGAAUUUAUUUUUGUUUUGUUUAAGGGAUUUUUUUUUUCAAUCUUUUAUUCCCCCCCAUCAUUUUGAAGACCCCUAACAAAGAUCUUUUCUUUAGAAAUCACAAUUCAGCUGCCUGGGUAUUGAUGUCAAGAUGGACCCAUUUGCCAAUUCAAAUUGCCUCUUCAAUGAUACAUUUCUAUUUUUGUUUGGAUACAAAACAAAUAUGUUUCCGGUAGGCUCAUGUGCUUACACAUGCAGUUGCCUUUAGCUGUAUAUCCCAAGUGGAUAAUCGUCCAUUUUGCUGCUGUUUAUUAACUGUUGUGUUGGAAGGUUUGGUUGCCAACACCUGUAGCACUAAAGAAGUUUAAAUUUUUUUUCCCAUAUUUGAGGUAUUUUAUGCAGACCUUUUGAGUAUAGUGUUUUGUUUUGUUUUUUUCUUUGAGGGAUUAAAAAAAGGUUAAAUGGAAUGUGUGGACUAGGUUUUUAAAGAAAGUUUCCACUUUAAGGCUUUAACCAUCAAAACACCCUUUGAGUGGGCAAAAUACUGUACAAUAACAUUUUGUAAAUUGAUUAAUUGGAUAUAAAGUUGUCUGCCUGCCAGUAUGCAAAGGAAUACAUUCUUAAAUAAAAGAUAAAAAGCUA
Messenger RNA from Bombina bombina (fire-bellied toad), 1783 nucleotides. RefSeq names its product signal sequence receptor subunit 1 (gene SSR1). The record is from RefSeq and is a predicted model, not a curated record. The transcript has 8 exons. NCBI's taxonomy places the organism in Eukaryota, Metazoa, Chordata, Amphibia, Anura, Bombinatoridae. Bases 148 to 1008 code for a protein of 286 amino acids. Gene Ontology annotation, cellular component: endoplasmic reticulum membrane; endoplasmic reticulum.